Molecule: messenger RNA, 735 nt
Organism: Ambispora gerdemannii
Lineage: Eukaryota; Fungi; Glomeromycota; Glomeromycetes; Archaeosporales; Ambisporaceae
Source: the annotation of a GenBank genome assembly
AUGUCUUACUCAAAAGUAUCAUUCCCGAAACACGCUGAAAGACCACUAGUAACUCUAGAACAACAAGACGAAAUUUUCAUCCUAACAAUGAAAGACGGUGAGAACAGGUUUACAGUUACUUUUAUCGAGGCACUAUUCGCUGCAUUAGAUGAGGUUGAACGUAUUCGCGGUGAUUCUACCGAGCCGGCGGCACUGGUGACCACCGGUGAAGGAAAAUUUUACAGCAAUGGUCUGGAUUUGGAGCACGCGCUUUCGACGCCGAACUUUUUUGAAAAUUAUUAUUUAAAGUUUUUGGUUCGGUUGUUGACGUUCCCGAUACCUACUGUUGCGGCUCUUAAUGGCCAUGCGUUUGCUGGUGGAUUUAUGAUGGCAUUUGCUCAUGAUUAUCGAGUAAUGAGAAUUGAUCGUGGAUAUCUUUGCAUGAACGAGAUAGACAUCCCAUCACCAGUUCACCCAGGCAUGGCCGCAAUAGUACGUGUAAAAAUGUCAAACGCGAAAACUUUUCGCGAUUGCUUGCUACAAGGCUAUCGAUUCAACGCGCAAGAAGCACUUAAUCGCGAAUUAGUCGACAUUAUCGCACCAGCAGAUCAAGUUCUACCGAAAGCUAAAGAAUUGGCCAAAAAAUGGUCAGUAAAGGCGAGGGCUGGUCCGAUAUACAAAUCAUUGAAAGAAGAAAUGUACUAUGAAAUUAUAAACUUCAUGACUAUGCCUGAUUGGGCAAAACCAAAUUUAUAA